Molecule: messenger RNA, 1134 nt
Organism: Cavenderia fasciculata
Lineage: Eukaryota; Evosea; Eumycetozoa; Acytosteliales; Cavenderiaceae
Gene: prpf38b
Product: putative U4/U6.U5 small nuclear ribonucleoparticle-associated protein
Exons: 3
Coding region: 1-1134 (377 amino acids)
Cellular component (GO): precatalytic spliceosome
Source: RefSeq, a predicted model, not a curated record
AUGAGAGGUGUAAAUGAAGUCAUUGACGAGAUUUACAAUAAAGUAGAGUAUUUGUGUCCUUACAUUCCAGGCACAAAAACACCUUCGUCGGCUUACUGUCUAUUGUACAAGUUGUAUACACUCAAACUGACCGAAGAGCAUAUGGAAACACUCAUCUUCCACGGUGACUCUCCCUAUAUCCGUGCCAUCGGCUUUCUCUUUUUACGUUAUGCUCAUCCUCCCGCUUCUCUUUGGGAUUGGUUCAAUGAAUGUCUAGAUGAUCAAGAACUAAUUGCUAUCUCUCCAAAAUCAAAACCAAUAACGAUGGAAUUGUUUUUACUUGGGUUGUUAAAGGAACAAAAGUUUGCUGAAACUAUUCUCCCAAGAAUUCCAGUCAAGGUGAUGAAAGAGUUGGAACAAAAAAUCGAAGAAUAUGAAAAGAAAAGAGGAUUAACUACAAAAAAGAAUAAUGGCAAUAAUAAUUACAAAGGAUCAUAUAACAACAACGAUAAAAAGGAUAACAAUAGAGGAGGAGGAGGAGGAAGAGAUUAUUACGAUAGAGAUGGAGCACGAGACAGAGACGAAAACAACAGAUAUGACAAUAACAAUCGAGUGUCAUACAAGAACAACAACAACAGUAGCAGCAGCAGAGGUAGCCGAGACCGAAGCAGAAGCAGAAGCAGAGAUAGAUACAGUAGUGGCAGAGGUAGCAACUAUAGAGAUAGAGAUAGAGACAAUUCAAGAAGAGACCGAGACCGAGACAGAGACACUAGCAGAUCAAGAUCGAGAUCAAGGGAAAGACACAACAAAAGAGACAGAAGUAGAUCGAGAUCAAGGGAUAGAUACAGUGGUAGCAGAAGAGAUGACUAUGACAGAGAUAGAAAAAGAGGUAGAAGCACAAGUGGUAGCAGAGAAGGUGAAAGGGAUUCAAAUAGCUCAUCAAACUCUUCUACAAGUACUUCUAGCAAUACUAUUGGUACACCCAAAGAUUCAGAAACCCUCAAGAGAUUGAAAUCAAUCUAUGGUGAUUCUGCUUCGUCAUCUUCAUCAUCCACCAACACAACAAACACUGGCUCUCCAUUUGGUCAAGGUUCCAAUAGCCAACCACCAAUGUUUGAGUCAAGUACAGAUAGUUUUGUUAUUGGUAGAAAAUAG